AUGGUUGCUCCACUUUCCCUGAAUCAUUUACCUGAAUUCACAUAUCCCGGAGGCGAGAAUAAAACCAAGACGCUUGUAUCUAUUGCAAAAGACAGUGGUAAAUCGAUUAAUUCUUCUGCAACACACAAUAUAUACAAGCAAAAUCUCCCAAAGAUGAAGGUUUCCCAAAAUCCCCAUCGGAAUCACCACUCAUUUCCCAUAGUGUUAAAGCAAUCUCUAGAUACACUGCUGUACUGGAUACGGACACAAGCAAACGAAGAUGUCGCGAAUAUAAGCUGUGAAUAUCAUUUUAUGGAGGCUUCUGAUUUUAUCCUUGCGACAUCUGCAGGCAACUCCACUAAAUAA
Messenger RNA from Phycomyces blakesleeanus NRRL 1555(-), 345 nucleotides. RefSeq lists its product as hypothetical. Bases 1 to 345 code for a protein of 114 amino acids. The transcript has 3 exons. Lineage: Eukaryota; Fungi; Mucoromycota; Mucoromycetes; Mucorales; Phycomycetaceae. The record is from RefSeq and is a predicted model, not a curated record.